CUGCUCUCGGAGGCCUGCCGCUCUGUGCCUCUGAGCUUGUCUCUCCCGGAAGUGGGUUUCUUCUGCGCAGAAGCCACGUGGGUCCCUUGGCCAGAGUCAAGGACUCAAGCUUCUACUCUCCUUGGUCAUUAUGGAGCCAGGUAGUUCCUGCUUUGAGUCAGAACUUGAUUUCUGCCCUGAAUGUGGUACAGUCCUUCCACUGCCAGGUGUCCUUGACAAGGUGGCAUGUUACUGUUGCGAUUUCCUCAUUGAUGUGAAAGAAUUUGAAAAGAGAAUUAUUAAUACAUCAGUCACCUUUAACAGGAUAGAUUCCAGGAUUACUGUGGAUGAAGGAAAAGCAGUCACGGGACCAUUGAUUGACCGGAAGUGUCCUCAGUGUGGGCAGGAAGGCAUGGUGUAUCAUACUCGGCAGAUGAGGUCUGCAGAUGAAGGGCAGACAGUCUUCUAUACCUGCAUCCAUUGCAAGUUCCAGGAAAAGGAAGAUUCUUGAUCACUUUUGACCAGAUUUGAAGGGAAAUGCCUCACUUCCUAGUACAACUAGAAAUACUUCAGAAAGUGAUCUUUUGAUUGUUACUUUGCAAAUAUAAUGCUUGCAGGUUCCGUGGAAGUAUCUUCUUGGUUGAGCUGGAUUAUUUUUGGAUGAUGACUAUAGUCUUCUGCAGUGGGUCACACCAGCAGCCACAUGUUUCAAGUGAAAAUAGAAGUUAAACAAAACGUAUGACACUGUGAUCGUGCUGGACAUCUGGAAUCUUUUCUCCUUAUUCAGUUUGUGGUUUUCUUCUUUGGCCAGGGAAAGGAGGGAACAAUAAUGCUAAACAAAUCCAGAGCUAAGGAUAACAUUGCUGCCUUCAGUUCCUAUAUUGGACUGAAAAUAUAAAUUGUACAAAUAAAUAUUUGCAAUUUGUA
Molecule: messenger RNA, 906 nt
Organism: Sceloporus undulatus (fence lizard)
Lineage: Eukaryota; Metazoa; Chordata; Lepidosauria; Squamata; Phrynosomatidae
Gene: POLR1H
Product: RNA polymerase I subunit H
Exons: 5
Coding region: 131-490 (119 amino acids)
Biological process (GO): termination of RNA polymerase I transcription; DNA-templated transcription
Cellular component (GO): RNA polymerase I complex
Molecular function (GO): zinc ion binding; nucleic acid binding; DNA-directed RNA polymerase activity
Source: RefSeq, a predicted model, not a curated record